This is a messenger RNA of Enterobius vermicularis (human pinworm), 315 nucleotides long. NCBI's taxonomy places the organism in Eukaryota, Metazoa, Nematoda, Chromadorea, Rhabditida, Oxyuridae. The record is from the annotation of a GenBank genome assembly.
AUGCUAGAACGUUUGUUGGGAAUCACAGAUGAAGUGCGAGAGCUACAGCAGACGCCACCCUUGGUCUUAGAAGAAAACGAAGAGGCCGAAGAUAUUGAAAUUGAAAUUAAUAAACUGAUAAAAGCGACGCUGGAAGACUCUAAUAGAGAUAUGUUGGCAGCUAAUGCACCUGCCGGAACAGGCAGAACUUUUACUAUCUCUAUGUAUAUCGCUAAGUUGCUAGAAAAUGUUAAAGACGUAAUUCUGGUCGCUGCGCCCACAAAUUUAGCCAUCCAAAAAGUCAGUGAGAAUGUUCCCAUCAACGAUUAUUUGUAG